Molecule: messenger RNA, 3967 nt
Organism: Sphaeramia orbicularis (orbiculate cardinalfish)
Lineage: Eukaryota; Metazoa; Chordata; Actinopteri; Kurtiformes; Apogonidae
Product: integrin beta-1-like
Exons: 16
Coding region: 357-2774 (805 amino acids)
Biological process (GO): cell migration; cell-cell adhesion; cell-matrix adhesion
Cellular component (GO): focal adhesion; synapse; cell surface
Molecular function (GO): protein kinase binding; C-X3-C chemokine binding; fibronectin binding
Source: RefSeq, a predicted model, not a curated record
AGAGGUUUGUUGAAGUGGACCGUAAAAAACAAAACAAAAAAAAAAAACAAAAAAACGCCUCACCAGAAGAAGAAGCACCGCAGGAACAGCAGAGGCUUUACCGGGGAAGGGGGGACUCCUAUUUGAUCGACUUUGAACUCGUAACUCUCCCAGAUUCGGUAAAGAAAGUCCACCAUUUGCUUUCACUGGGGACGUCACAGAGUUGUUGGGUCGCGCGCUGCGGUUUCUGAGAAGUUAGCCGAAACAAAGCGGAGCCCAUUAACACUGAAGCUAGUCUGUGUCUGCGGCUAAAAAACAGCUUUGACUGGGUGGAAAAGGACUGUUUCACGGACAAAUGACACAGUGAGCCCAAGGACAUGACGUCGUGGCAUAAGAUGGAUCUGCGGUUACUGUUUAUAGUAACCUUAUCAGUGGUCCUGGGUGGCGUCAGGGCUCAGAAAGAGGGAAGCAUAUGCAUUAAGGCCAAUGCCCAGUCAUGUGGAGAGUGUAUCCAAGUGGCUGAGUCAUGUGGAUGGUGUUCUGAUGAGAAGUUCCUGAGUUCUGGUGAGUCUAAGUCUGCCCGCUGUGACGACCUCCAGUCCCUGAAGGAUCGACAGUGUCCCGAAGACAAAAUCGAAAACCCCCGAGGCGCCAUCGUAAUCGACAAGGACACGCCGGUCACAAACCGCAAGAAAGACUCCAAGGAGAAACUGAAGCCUGAAGAGAUCACCCAGAUCCAGCCCCAGAAGCUGACCCUGACACUCAGAUCAGGUGAACCUCAGACCUUCUCGCUGAAGUUCAAGCGUGCAGAGGACUACCCCAUCGACCUCUACUACCUGAUGGACCUGUCGUUUUCCAUGAAAGAUGAUUUGGAAAACGUCAAGAACCUGGGCACUGACCUCAUGGCAGAAAUGGAGAAGAUCACCACUGAUUUCAGAAUCGGCUUUGGCUCGUUCGUGGAGAAGACGGUGAUGCCCUACAUCAGCACCACCCCGGCUCGGCUCAUCAACCCCUGCACAGGGAACCAGAACUGCACCAGCCCCUUCAGCUACAAGAACGUCCUGAAGCUCACCGAUAAAGGAGACGAGUUCAACCGGCUGGUCAGUCAGCAGCAGAUCUCAGGAAACCUGGACUCCCCAGAGGGAGGCUUCGACGCCAUCAUGCAGGUGGCAGUGUGUGAGGAGCAGAUUGGCUGGAGGAACGUGACUCGGCUGCUGGUGUUUUCAACAGACGCCGGCUUCCACUUCGCUGGAGACGGUAAACUGGGAGGCAUUGUCCUGCCCAACGAUGGGAAGUGUCACCUGGAGAACAACAUGUACACCAUGAGCCACUACUACGACUACCCCUCCAUCGCACAUUUGGUCCAGAAACUGAGCGACCACAACAUCCAGACCAUCUUCGCCGUCACUGAUGAUUUCCAGCCUGUUUACAAAGAGUUACAGAAUCUUAUCCCUAAGUCUGCCGUUGGAACGCUGUCCUCCAACUCCAGCAAUGUCAUCAAACUCAUUAUAGAUGCCUACAAUUCUCUGUCGUCGGAGGUGAUCCUGGAGAACAGCAGACUUCCAGAGGGUUUGUCCAUCACAUAUAAGUCCAUCUGUAAGAACGGAGUGGAAGGAACCGGAGAGAACGGCAGGAAGUGCUCCAACAUCUCCAUCGGAGACGAGGUGUCCUUUCAGAUUUCUGUGGAAUCCCAGAAGUGUCCGUCUCAUGGUAAAUCUGAAGUCAUCAAAAUCAAACCUCUGGGUUUCACUGAGGAGGUGGAAGUGGUUCUGAAGUUCAUCUGCGACUGUGAGUGUUCUGCAGAGGGGGAACUGAACAGCCAACGGUGCCACGAGGGCAACGGCACCUUCGAGUGUGGAGCCUGCAAGUGUAACGCAGGACGAAUCGGACGACUGUGCGAGUGCAGCAAAGACGAAGUGCGGACGGAGGACUUGGACGCCAACUGUCGUAAAGAUAACGGCACGGACAUCUGCAGCAACAACGGAGACUGUGUGUGCGGAACCUGCGAGUGUAAGAAGAGGGAGAACCCCAAAGAGGUCUACAGCGGAACCUACUGCGAGUGCGACAACUUCAACUGUGACCGCUCCAACAACAAACUGUGUGGAGGUCAUGGAGUGUGUGAGUGUAGGAAGUGCAUCUGCGACGCCAACUACACCGGCAGCGCCUGCGACUGUUCCCUGGACCACUCCACCUGCCUGGCCAAGAACGGACAGAUCUGCAACGGACGAGGAACCUGCGAGUGUGGGAUCUGCAAAUGCACCGACGCCAAGUUCCAGGGACCCACCUGCGAACUGUGUCCAACCUGCCCAGGGGUGUGCGCCGAGCACAAAGACUGUGUCCAGUGUCGUGCGUUCGAUGCCGGGGAGAAGAAGGAGACGUGUGAGCGCGACUGCAGCUACUUCCAGCUGAUCACAGUGAAGGACAGCAGUAAACUGCCCCAGCCCACAGACCAGAUCUUCCCCCUGACCCACUGUAAGGAGAGGGACGCCAACGACUGCUGGUUCUACUUCACAUACGCCAUCAGGAACAGCACCAAGGAGGUCUACGUGGUGGAGAAACUGGAGUGUCCUCCUGGUCCAGACAUCAUCCCCAUCGUGGCUGGUGUCGUUGCUGGGAUCGUCCUCAUCGGUCUGGCGCUGCUGCUCAUCUGGAAACUGCUGAUGAUCAUCCACGACCGCCGCGAGUUCGCCAAGUUUGAGAAGGAGAAGAUGAACGCCAAGUGGGACACGGGUGAGAAUCCCAUCUACAAAAGCGCUGUUACAACCGUGGUCAAUCCAAAGUACGAGGGCAAAUGAUGGAGCUCCACCUUUUAUUGUGACGACACUGUAUGGAAAGUCCAAUCUGGGCCCUGGGGGGGGGGGGGGGGGGGGGGGUUGGGUUCUAGGAGGAGGGGGUUUUAUAACGAUCUCACUGUUUGAUGUUAUCGUAGCCACCAAAUGAUAGCAAUGCAUUUGCCACUAUUUGACCUUGUUUUACUAACUGUGUUUUUUUGUUUUUUUUCUAUGCAUCAUCUGAACUGUGUACAGUCUGUGUAAGAUGUGUUUUUGGGUUUUUUUUUGCCUUUAUGGGACUUGGUCGAAUGUGCCACAGGACUGGCAGAUCGUAGAGAACCUAGCUGUGCCUUUAUUUCAGUACAGACAUAAAGCCAUCAGUGUUUUGUUGAAGGUUUAAUCGGACGUUGAUAAUGAGCGACACAUGAGGAGUUUCAUUCCAAAUACCCACGUAUUUGAUCAGCGGCUGAAAACAAAAGGCAGUCACAGUCUAAAGGAGCACGUGCAGCCGUCGAAUGACCGUUUUCAGUCCUUGUUUUUGGGUUGAAACUCUUCAUACGUAUCUGCUGAGUGAUUCCAUGACUCACAUGUGUUGAGUUCUGUGUAAAGCCAUAUGUAUACAUACUCACAGAACAGGUCUGAAGGCAGAAGUACGUUUUCAUUACUGAUUUACUCCACCUGAACAAUCAAUUAUGUGGAACAGUCCACAUUUGGCGGCGUCUCUAUUAAAGGAGGUGAAGUGUCCAGUGGUGUUCCUGUUCAGCUCCAGGUUCUGCGUUUUAAAGCCAACUCAGGUUCUUCAUUCUUUCACAGCAAUGCCAAAUAUACGUAAACCUGCCUUAUUUGCUAAGUGAAGUUGCUUGUAUUGAAAUGCCUUAUUGUGUUUUUUGUUUUUUUUUAGGUAGGAUAUAAAUUGGGGAAUGUGUUUAGAUUUGUAAUCUACAUGUGAGUAGUUCCACCCAAAUCCUACGACGUGCCUCGAUCAGAAACUUUUUUUUACAGAAAAGAAAUGCAAAUGAUUCUAGUGUCAUUUUUAAAAGUCAAGAAUGUCAGCUUUUUAGUUUUGAGUUUUAUAAAAGAAAAAAGGUUACACCUGUCACCAUUGUUUUAAGUGCCUUUUUUUUUUUUUUUUUAAUUUCUUCAACACAUUCAUAAUUGCAAUUCUGUAUUUCUGAAAUUAUUUAUUGAAUAAACUUUCAAAUUGACUCACCCCAACA